Fusarium musae is the source of this 531-nucleotide messenger RNA. RefSeq lists its product as uncharacterized. The transcript is spliced from 5 exons. Gene Ontology annotation, molecular function: RNA binding. The record is from RefSeq and is a predicted model, not a curated record. The coding region runs from base 1 to 531 and encodes 176 amino acids. NCBI's taxonomy places the organism in Eukaryota, Fungi, Ascomycota, Sordariomycetes, Hypocreales, Nectriaceae.
AUGUCUCGCGGCGGCACCACUCUCUACGUGACCGGCUUUAGCCACGGCACCCGCGCUCGCGACCUCGCCUACGAGUUCGAACGCUUCGCUUUUGUUGAGUACGAGGACCGUCGUGAUGCUGAUGAUGCCUACCAUGAGAUGCACAACAAGCGCAUCGGUCGCGAUGACAUUUUGAAGAUUGAGUGGGCUCGUACCCCUCCUUCUGCCUCAUGGCGCUUCGAAUCUGGACGCGACCGUGACCGACGUGGUGGUGCUCGCUCCCCUCGACGUGGACGCUCUCCUUCUCCCCGCCGCAGCACUCGCGAUUAUUCUCCUCGCAAGGACGACCGCAGGGACCGUGACCGAGACUAUGACCGCGAGAGCCGACGUGACAGAGAUCGCUCUCGCAGCCCUGACCAUCGGGACCGUGAGCGUGACUCCAAGGAUGACCGUGAUGAUCGUGACCGACGGGAGAACGGUACGAAUGGUGACGAUCGCAAGGCUCUGGACAGUCCUCCUCCUGCUCACGACGAUCUUGAUGUUGCCGAGUAG